Nerophis lumbriciformis (worm pipefish) is the source of this 828-nucleotide messenger RNA. Its product is annotated as glycine N-acyltransferase-like protein 3. NCBI's taxonomy places the organism in Eukaryota, Metazoa, Chordata, Actinopteri, Syngnathiformes, Syngnathidae. The record is from RefSeq and is a predicted model, not a curated record. Gene Ontology annotation, molecular function: glycine N-acyltransferase activity. Gene Ontology annotation, cellular component: mitochondrion.
AUGAAGAUUUUGCAAAAAGAAGAAGUACUGAUUGCAGAGAAAGUUCUGCAGAAAUAUUUACCCAGGAGUUUUCAGGUGUAUGGAUUCUUAUGUGCUUUCAAUCGAAACAAACCAAGUAAUGUACAGUUUGUCGUUGAUCAGUGGCCAGAUUUUCAGGCCAUCAUGUCUCGUCCUGACCGAGAGCAAGAACAUACGUUUGUGCCAGACACGAAAAUUUACUGCACGGAUGAGCAGGUUUUGAAAAAAAUGCUAACGCAGGAAGAUAUAAUCGACUGGAGCACUUAUAUUCCUGGAGUGUGUAAUGUUUCUUUCACGUCCAUGCUCAAAGAAGUUUCAACCAACAGACAAGUCAGCUACAGACGCUUAUCAGCGUCACAUUCUAUGUAUUUGCCAGACAGUACCUUUCUGCUUAAACCAACUUUUGGCAGUGAGGUUGAAUCCAAGAUGUCAUCUCUCAAUCUCUCCCAUGUUGACCUGGUGAAUCAAACCUGGAAGUAUGGCGGGGAUGAACGUGGAUACAACUAUAUUACGUUUCUCAUCAGCAACUUCCCAUCAUGCUGCAUCACUGAUGAUCAGGGUCAGCCCGUAUCCUGGAUUCUGGUGUAUGACUACUUGGCAAUGGGGCUUUUGUAUACGCUGCCCAAGUACAGACGAAAAGGCUAUGCCAAAGUGUUGGUACAUGCCAUGGCCCGCAGACUCCUUGCUGACGGCUACCCAGUAUACUGCCAAAUUGAUGAGGAGAAUGAUCAAUCCAAAAAGAUUUUCAAAAACUUGGGAUUUACUGAGGAUCCGUCAUAUAGAGAUGUAUGGUUUGAGUACAACAUCUAA